CUCUACCUUGUCGAAAUAAGGAAAAGGCAGUUACUCUCAAACUGUCCAGUGAAUACAGCUGCUUAUUCUCGGUCGACCAAACUGUAAACAUAAUUCUCUCUCUCUCUCACUGAAGCAUCAUCCCCAGCAGGCAGCAGUAAAUACAGCAAGCAUAAUCUCCCAAAUGCUAUGUUCACUCUUUUAAGGUUGUUGAUGACGGGUUUGUUGUCAAUCAUCAAUGUGUACGCAUCCCAAUUGAAGCUGAUAUUCAGGAGGAGAAGUACACUGAGAUAUUAUUCUUCUGUGAAUUCAGCACUAUCUUCCAUAAUUCUGUCAGAGGAUGAAACCUCAACACUUGAAGAUACCGUUGCUGCUGAUAAUGGUUUUUUUCUGAGUGCAAAAAGCUAUCCUACUGACUUUAGAGGAAUAAACGAACUUUAUUGUGGUGAAGAUGACGUUUGUGAGCCUGUUGACACUGGUUUCUUGUUUUCCAUUAAUGAGAGACCAGAUGAAGAUGAAAUGAAAAGAUUAAUGUUAAUACUCGCAAAGCGUGGAUGGAAUCUUGGUUGUCAAAAUGGGUAUAAUAUCUAUCUGAAUCAGUUGAACACUAUAGAGCUUUUGAACGAUCUGUUUGAGGAGACUUUGGAUGCUAAACUUGUUCUAUACUUCUUCAAGUGGUCAGAAUGCUGUUCUGGAUCAAAGCAUACAGUACGAACCAUAUGUAGAAUGAUCCAUAUUUUGGUUUCUGGGAACCUGAAUCAUAGAGCAGUGGAUCUGAUAUUGCGUCUUGUGAGAAAUCAUGGUGACGAGGAGUCAUGUGAUUCAUUGCUAGAAGUCCUUUAUGAAACCCAUAGCGAAAUAAGGGUUUUAGAAACCACAUGUAGCAUGCUUGUCAAUGGUUAUAUUCAGGAAGGCAUGGUGAACAUGGCUUUAAAAAUAGCAUGUCAAAUGAAGCACCUAAACAUCUUUCCUUCAAAUGGGGUGUGUAACUCACUACUGCAGGCAUUAUUAGGAUCAAAGCAGUUGGAAUUGGCAUGGGAUUUUCUGGAAGUUAUGCGGACAAGAGGGAUGGGUUUAAAUGCAGCUAUGAUGAGCUUAUUCAUUAAUAAGUACUGUAGUGAGGGUGAUCUGGAAAGUGGUUGGAAGUUGCUCUUGGAAAUGAAAAUUUAUGGGAUUCAACCUGAUGUGGUUUCAUUUACAAUUGUUAUUAACUCACUUUGCAAGAUGUCUUAUCUGAAUGAAGCCACCGCUUUAUUGUUUAAGAUGACUCAGUUGGGUAUUUCUCCUGAUCCAGUUCUACUUAGUUCAAUUAUUGAUGGUCACUGUAAGCUGGGGCAGACAGAGGUAGCAAUAAGCAUAUUGAAGAUUUUCAAUACUCCCCUCAAUAUUUUCAUAUACAAUAGCUUCAUUUCAAAGUUAUGCACAGAUGGUAAUAUGGCUGAAGCUUCUAGCCUGUUUCAUGAGAUGUCUAUGUUGGGCUUGCUCCCUGAUUGCUUUUGUUACUCUACUAUAAUUGAUGGAUACUGCAAAGUGAGAGACAUUGAUAGAGCUUUUCAGUAUUUUGGGAAAAUGUUAAAAAAUGGAAUCACACCAUGUGUUACCACAUACACAUCCCUCAUUGAUGCUUAUUGUAAGUCUGGAAACAUGGAAAUGGCAGAAUAUUCGUUUCACAAGAUGAUUUCGGAGGGUUUGGCACCUGAUAUUGUUACAUUCAACACCUUAAUGGAUGGCUUUGGUAGGAAGGGACACUUACAAAAGGUUUUUGGGCUCUUAGAUAUGAUGAAUUCUUCCAAUGUUUCACCUGAUAUUGUGACAUAUAACACUCUCAUUCAUAGUCUAGUCACAAGAGGAUUUGUAAUCGAGGCAAAAGAAAUUUUGUUUGAGCUAAUCAAAAGGGGUUUCUCUCUGGAUGUGGUCACAUUCACUAACCUUAUUGAUGGGUUUUCAAAGAAGGGGAACUUUGAGGAAGCCUUUUUUGUGUGGUUCUACAUGAGCGAGCAUGAUGUGAAACCUGAUGUAGUGACAUGCAGUGCUCUUCUCAAUGGAUACUGUAGAGAGCGUCGAAUAGAAGAAGCUAAUGUUUUGUUUCACAAGAUGCUUAAUAUUGGAUUACGUCCAGAUCUGAUACUGUACAACACUCUGAUUCAUGGGCAUUGUAGUUUUGGGAGCUUGGAUGAUGCAUGCACCUUGAUAAGUAUGAUGAUUGAACAUGGUAUCUUUCCUAAUAACAUUACUCACCAGGCACUUGUCCUUGGGUUUAGAAAAAAGAGGGUAAUGAAUCCUGUAGAAACUGCAAAUCUUAAGUUGCAACAGAUACUGCUCAAAUAUGGUAUUCAUGUUGAUGUUGAUGAAUAUCUGAGAGAGCAACCAGGAAGCUGCAAGCAAUUACCAGCUUGACCAGAGUACUAGAUGCUCAGGUGUUCUCACUUCUUAUAACCCGAGCAGGAGCAGAAGUCGAGCACUAGCUUGAUGCUUGGGGUGUUCCUAUGACUUCAGCACUAAGCGCAUGCUUUGCUUGAGCACUAGCUCAAUGCUCUGGAUGUUAUCUCAUGCCCCAAGCACGUGCUUUGACUUGGGCACUUUGAUCACAUAACAGAUUAUGAUGGAGCAGUUACCAGUAGAAUAUUUAAGACUCCAGUUACUUGAUGUCGAGCCUAAGGAUCAUGAAUGGACUCACUAAAAGUAUAAGAGAUAAGGGGCACUUAAAAAUGCUCAGACCACUGCAGAGUCAAAGAUGGAUUUUCUUUUUAUCCUGAAGGUGAAUAAGAUAAGUGUCUCAACUCAGCACAGCUAUCAAAGGUUAAUGAGACACCAGUGUGGUGUCGCCAAGAACUCUUUAGAAGUCGGGUGGAUUCGAUUUGGAAAGCAGGUGAGUUGAAGUUGCAGAAGAUGGGGUUUUUUAACGAAAAGCACCACAUGUAUGUAAUGUAGGAUCAAUCUUUUGCAGAUAAGAGUCUCAACUCAGCGCAGCUAUCAAAGGUUAAUGAGACACCAGUGUGGUGUCGCCAAGAACUCUUUAGAAGUCUGGUGGAUUCGAUUUGGAAAGUAGGUGAGUUGGAGUUGCAGAAGAUGGGGUUUGAAGAUUAUGGUAAUGUACUAUUGCAUUGUGUGAAAAAGAUAUAUACUCUUGAUAGUGUCCCAAAAGGGUGGGAAUUCUUGGUGAAGAGUAAGUCUUGAUGACACUAGGAUUACAAGUCAAGAUCUUAGUAUAUUACCUGCAAAGGUCCAUGAUUCUUAGGGAUUGAGAUUCAUCCAUAUAUGGAAAGUGAUUUGAGUAAGGAUUUCUAGAUGUGAGAGAAGAAGUUAGUGUUGGAUUCGGAUACAGGCGAUGCAGAUCUAAGUUGAUUCGAGCAUUAUUCAGCGCGAGUCCAACUACACUGAGCACAAGUCCAAACUGAAGUGUUCGGAUAGCACCACAAUUGUUUUGGCUAGGUUGUAUUGUAUGGAAGUGGUUGUUUUGCUCUACUAUAUGAAAAGCUCUUGCUUAGCAGCACAAUUGUUUUGAUCUGCCCAACAGAUCAUUGACUGAUGUGGCUAAACAAUGACAUGAAAAAAGUUCAAUGGAAUUUGAGGGUACUUUUGUCCUGCGAA
Messenger RNA from Prunus dulcis (almond), 3570 nucleotides. Its product is annotated as pentatricopeptide repeat-containing protein At2g19280. Gene Ontology annotation, molecular function: protein binding. Lineage: Eukaryota; Viridiplantae; Streptophyta; Magnoliopsida; Rosales; Rosaceae. The record is from RefSeq and is a predicted model, not a curated record. The coding region runs from base 169 to 2376 and encodes 735 amino acids. The transcript is spliced from 3 exons.